Molecule: messenger RNA, 3653 nt
Organism: Oryzias latipes (Japanese medaka)
Lineage: Eukaryota; Metazoa; Chordata; Actinopteri; Beloniformes; Adrianichthyidae
Gene: peli2
Product: pellino E3 ubiquitin protein ligase family member 2
Biological process (GO): regulation of Toll signaling pathway; protein polyubiquitination
Molecular function (GO): ubiquitin protein ligase activity; protein binding
Source: RefSeq, a predicted model, not a curated record
UACAUUCCGGCCCUUCUCCUCGCUGUUUUUGUAUCUGCUGGAGAUCGGAUUCAAGCGCCAACUAAGUUACGUUUCCUAUAUUCCGCUGAGGAAGUUUGAGAGCCGAUAUUUUGAGAGGCGGACUUGUUUGGACGCGGACAUGAACGCUGCCCCGAAUGUGAAGUGAAACGAGAACAUGACGUCUUUUUAAGGUGGAAUUCUGGUAUAUGUGCAUGAGAGUUGCUGCUGUUACUACUGUGUAGCUAACGCAAAACAGUGAAGCCUCAUGUUUUCGUCAAGCCAAGAAGAGCACUGCGCCCCGUCCAAAGACCCGGUGAAAUACGGAGAACUGGUGGUACUGGGGUACAAUGGCUGCCUGCCCAACGGAGAUCGGGGUAGACGGAAAAGCAGAUUUGCGCUAUUGAAGAGGACCAAAGCCAACGGCGUUAAGCCCAGCUCUGUGCACAUCCUCAACACACCCCAGGAUAGCAAGGCCGUGAACAGCAAAGGUCAACACAGCAUCUCCUACACACUGUCCAGGAACCACACGGUGGUGGUGGAGUACAGCCAUGACAAAGACACAGACAUGUUCCAGAUUGGACGUUCCACUGAGAGUCCCAUAGAUUUUGUGGUCACUGACACAAUAGCAGGAAGCCAGGAGGGAGAAGAAACCCCCAUCACUCAAAGCACCAUCUCCCGCUUCGCCUGUCGGGUUUUCUGUGAGCGUAACCCCCCCUACACUGCUCGCAUCUACGCAGCCGGCUUCGACUCUUCCAAGAACAUUUUCCUCGGCGAAAAAGCUGCAAAAUGGAAAAACCCUGAUGGCCACAUGGACGGUCUAACAACCAAUGGGGUGCUAGUAAUGCAUCCUAAAGGGGGGUUCGUGGAAGAGUCCAAACCUGGAGUUUGGAGGGAGAUCUCUGUUUGUGGAGAUGUGUACACGUUGAGAGAAACCCGCUCCGCACAGACUCCUGGAAAACUGGUGGAGAAUGAGAGCAACAUUCUGCAGGACGGCUCCCUGGUGGAUCUUUGCGGAGCCACGUUGCUGUGGCGCACGGCAGAGGGCCUCUUCCACACUCCCACCCAAAAACACCUGGAGGCUCUCAGGCAGGAGAUCAACGCGGCCCGGCCCCAGUGCCCCGUAGGUCUCAACACCCUCGCCUUCCCCAGCAUGCAGCGCAGCCGUGCCCUGUCAUCCCACGAGGACAAGCAGCCUUGGGUUUACUUGGCCUGCGGCCACGUGCACGGCUAUCACAACUGGGGCCACCGUUCGGAGCAGGGGCCCGGCCCUCAGCGGGAGUGUCCCAUGUGCAGAAUGGUGGGACCAUACGUGCCGCUGUGGCUGGGAUGUGAGCCCGCCUUCUACGUGGAUACCGGUGCACCCACACACGCCUUUGUGCCUUGCGGACACGUGUGCUCGGAGAAGUCGGUAAAGUACUGGUCGGAGAUCCCUCUGCCUCACGGCACGCAUGCCUUCCACGCCGCCUGCCCUUUCUGUGCCACCCAGCUCAGCCUCAACCAGGGCUGCUCCAAGCUCAUCUUUCAGGGCCCCGUGGACUGAGCCAGUGCUGCCGGACGGAGAAGAGGAAUCAGGAAAACCAACAUGCUGUGAAACUCCUCAGACUUCUUAAUGCUGUCUUUUGUGCGUAAAAGCCAGACGUGUGCGUGUUCUGACCUGUGACAGAAAACCAUUUCAGACUGUCAGAAGCUUUUUUUAUGAGAAGUGGGGCUCUUUUUGCUGUGAUACACAGAGACGUGGAGCACACUUUUUACCACAAAUGCCUGACUCUAAGAAUGAAAUGAUGCUUCAGCCCUCCCGCCAACCAUCUGCUUCGAACAACGCCACGGCGGUGGGCCGGUUAAACUACAUCCUGCUCGCUUUCCGUUAGCCUGCUGUAGCAAUUGGCCCGGAGAUGGGUGAUCGCUCACGAACCAGACUGAACGAUUUAGCACAGUUGCAGGUGUAGACGGGCCUGUUGGGGAGGAAAAGACGAGAAAAUCUACGAUUCGGUUUCUCGUGGGCCUAAGACGGAGUUUUCACAGAGCCAGACAGCUGGACUGCUGGCUGAGAAAAAAGCCAGGAGAAACUCUGGGUAUGAUGGCUUAAGCUUUUCUUAUUUUUUAACACUCCCCAUCAGGCCCUUUUAGCUGUCAACUCCUAAUCGCAUCCAAAUUCCAGCUCUCUGGAGAUUGCUUUUAUUUACUGAACAAACUUUGAGUGAGGGAGCACAGAUUUUGUUUGUACAGAGAUUUAAUCCAGUGCCUCAAAUCCCAUUGAAGUAUAAGAUUAUUUUUCCUAGAUGAGAAAAGAUAUUUUGCCAACAGUAAUGAAAGAGAUCGUUUUGCAUACAAAGACACAGAUUUACCAGCCCUGAUAGAUUCUGACAUAAAUUGUAUUUUACUAAAUUGAGGCCCAUUGUGCUGUUUUAUAAAACAAAUGUUAAUAUAUUUUUUUCCUUUCAUAUAUAUAUAUAUAUAUAUAUAUAGGGUGUGUGAGUGAGAUUGUGUGUUUGUGUUGGCUGGGUUGUGUGAGUUACCCUGAAGUUGCCCCCCCUCCCUCCUCCACCAUCUGACUUUAUCUCUUUUUCUACGAUCGCACCCACCACCCAGAAAGCUAAUGGAUGGAUUAGAAAAGUGUGCAGGGCGUCACAGUGAAUGUAAUGAGAAUACACUGACUUCCUCAUAGACGGAGCUCUGAUCACUUCCAUAUAGGUAAAGGCUGCUCACAGUUAAAUAUCGCAGUGGGGCGGAUUGCCCCCCCCUGCUUCUUAAACCUGUACUGUAUGCAUUCUGUACGGUUAGCUUUACCCCACGCUGGGCCUAAUCUGCGGGCUCGUUCGCCGUCAGACUCGCUCUCAGAGAUUUCACCAAAUAUGAGAAGGAAACUACCCCCUCCACACAUCUCCCAAGCGUUCCUGUAAGCAGUCCAAACCCAAACGGCUGCUGUGAUGGAAUGUUGACAGCUUUGGAUUACAUUAGACACUCUUCUGUCUGCAGCUCAGUGGGAACAAUGAUAUUAUCCCGCUCCAUGCCAAAUUUAGAAAGUCCUAUUGUGUGUAGAUGAGUCAAGUUGUCCAGAGCAGAGUGGCUGGGAAAAUGAAUCUGGGACGACUCUGAAAAUGGUUAAGCAGACUGCGCCCGUGUGUGUCUUAUCUUCCUUUAACUAGUCUAUCUGAAGCAAUAGAGCAUUAACAUAAAUUGAGGCUAGUGUUUCCGUUGCAGUCAGAAUAGAAAUAGAAUCCAUUCAGGUGUUGCUGAACUCGACUAAGGGCUCCUGGACUUUGAUUCGAUUUUGUUUCAGAACUUCCUCUGAAACAUUCUCCACAUUCUUCCAAAUGUCAGCAGCAGAGUUCUCUCAACCCACUAAAGAAUCGCUCGAUUUCUGCAGAUUUGAAUCUAUGCACGGCCCUGUUCUAAGCCUCAAACUGUACAGUAACAUUCCUUUUUUAGUAACUUGAACUGCCCGUUGCCUAAGAUUGUGUUGUGUAUCAGCUGCGGAGUAGCUGCCUCAAACAUUCCUCCUCGGUAAACAUGGGUGGGGCUCACAGUUCACCCAAGGGCUUGUUCUGUGAAUUUCUUUUUGUUUUUUUUAACAGGAACUCUGCGCAAGCCAUAGAACACACUGAUUCCCCUCAUUGCCUCCUCUGCAGAGAAUAAAAUAUUUUUUAAACAUG